Cucurbita pepo subsp. pepo (vegetable marrow) is the source of this 1330-nucleotide messenger RNA. RefSeq names its product putative membrane protein At4g09580. The record is from RefSeq and is a predicted model, not a curated record. Gene Ontology annotation, cellular component: endoplasmic reticulum. Gene Ontology annotation, biological process: autophagosome assembly. Lineage: Eukaryota; Viridiplantae; Streptophyta; Magnoliopsida; Cucurbitales; Cucurbitaceae.
GUUGAAGACAGGGGAUCCGUAUCGAUCAUGUGGUUAAGCCAUGGUUUUCUCGCCCUAGCUUCCGGUAACAGUGCCCUUCUCUCGAGGCGCGGCUCAGCGGGUAGCCGGUCGGAAGCCACUUCUGCACUCAACGUUUAAAGGUGGGUCUGCAAAUCGCGCGCUGAUGGCGGCUCCGAGGAAUCUGACGCCGAAAGACGAAGAGAAGGCGGAGAUGGACAGUCCGGCGGCGAAGAAGCUGAAAUCUGAGAGAUAUCCUCUCUCGCGGAGGAGACUGGCGGUGGCUCUAGGCAGUUUUUUGGUUUUCUCCGCUGCGCUCUACUGCAUUUACAGUAAAAUGCUGGCCUCCCACUUCAAGAACAUCAAGCUGCCACGUUCCCUCACCGAUCUUCGAAUGCUCAAAAAUCAUCUUGGAAGCUACGCCAAGGGUCAUCCUGCACAGUUCAUCCUGGGUUAUUGUUCCACCUACAUAUUUAUGCAAACUUUUAUGAUCCCUGGAACAGUUUUCUUGUCAUUGUUGGCCGGAGCUCUUUUUGGAGUUGUUAAAGGCCUUGUACUAGUCGUUUUCAAUGCUACGGCUGGAGCUACUACUUGCUUUUUUCUUUCCAAGUUAAUUGGUAGACCUUUAGUUUGUUGGAUGUGGCCUGAAAAAUUGAAACUUUUCCAGUCUCAGGUAGCAAAGCAAAGAGAGAAGCUGCUUAAUUACAUGAUUUUUCUAAGGAUAACACCAACGCUACCUAACAUUUUCAUAAACCUGGCAUCGCCCAUUGUCGAUGUACCAUUUCAUGUUUUCCUUUCAGCUACGCUCAUCGGUCUUGUUCCAUCGUCAUAUAUAAUGGUUAGGGCCGGUCUUGCUCUAGGGGAUCUCAAAUCCGUCAAGGAUUUAUAUGAUUUUAAAACCUUGACUGUACUUUUCUUCAUCGGUUCUUUGUCCGUACUUCCCAUUCUUCUAAAGAGAAAGCGAACCUAUGAAUGAAAAUUCUGCAUACAGAAUUUUGUACUAAUACUAGUUCUUUAAACUUAAGUUAUCAGAGGAUCUACCGUCUCCUGGGAUGAAAGAGAGGAAAUUCUAAGUCAAACUAUGGCAGUGAUGUGAGCUUCACAAGUUCCAAGUAUCAAGGAUUUCCCUCUACUCACAAGAACCCCCUAAUGGGUGUUCGGUGUUUAUUUACAGAAUCGUCUAUGGAGCUUAUUCUUUUGCACUCUGAUUUCUUCUAGAGCACAGUAUUAAUUUUUCAUUAUUUUUACCCAGAAGUAUUAGGAAAAGACUUGGACCAGUGGCACAUCUUGUGACGCGGCAUUAACAUGUAAAUAUAGAAACUUGCAUCUUGAA